GCAUUUCAUUUCGCUCCGCGUCCCCACACGGCCACACCGGAAAAACCCCCGGCAAGAACCUCGCUCUCCGGCGUCUCCGGCGACCGGCGGUAGUCCGGCCACAUACCUAUGGAGGCCACCGCGGUGCCGCGGGCUCUGUCCCUCCUCGGGCCAUCGCUGCCGCCGCCUCGGAUGCGUAUGAACUGCUUGCGCGUAGCCAUUGGAGGAGGUGUGAGGCGGAGGGGGGCCGUUGCAGUCUGGGCGAAGAAGAAGAGGGGGAAGGGCGGGGACGGUGAGGCGCAGGAGCGGGUGGACACGCACAGCUUUGCGCCCAAGGCGGGCGAGGCUGCCGGGCUGUUCCCCGAGGCCGUCCUGCUUAGAAAGAAAAUGGUGAGAGACGAUGGUCAAGUGUCACCAGAAUUUGCUGAUGCGGACGAAGAAAAGCUGUAUGAUUUUCUUAAUAUUCAGCUAGAGAGUGAUUUAAAUCUGAAAAGAAUGCGGCACUAUGAAGUAGUUUAUCUAAUUCAUGAGGACCGUGUUGAAGAAGUUGAAAAUGUUGUAUCAAAAGUACAAGAUUUUAUCAGGGAGAAGAAAGGAAGGAUAUGGAGGGUUAACAAUUGGGGGCUGCGCAGGCUUGCUUACAAAAUAAAGAAAGCAACACAUGCCAAUUACAUUUUAAUGAACUUUGAGAUAGAGUCAAGAUACAUCAAUGACUUCAAGACCCUGCUAGACAAGGAUGAAAGGGUCAUCAGACAUCUCGUUAUGAAACGGGAUGAGGCAAUUACUGAAGACUGCCCUCCCCCACCAGAAUUCCACACUCUGCGAGCUCAACAAUAUUUUGAUGAUGAAUAUGAAGAUGAGGAGGAAGAGGAAGAGGAUGGGGAUGCUAGGAGGGAGAUAGAGUCUGCCAAUUAUGAUGAGGAUGAUGUUGAAGCCGAUGAUGAGCCUGAAAUUAUUUAUGUUGAUGAAGCUGAUCAGGAUAAUUACGAAGACACUAGAAGAAGGAACAGAAAGCUAAAGGUGAAGAAGUAUAUGUCAGAGAAGGUAUUGAGGUAGCAUUAGUGUUUUUCCAGUUAGUUUAAGUCUUUUUAGUUCUUAUACAAAAGACCACCUGUAUCUGUACUAUGAGGAAGCUUCACUUAGGUGCUUUUUCUGGUGCCAAGGACCACUACCAUGAUAAUGAGAUAGGUAUAUGUGCUAUGGCUGGUACAGCCCUUGUAAAUGCCUUCUUUAGUGCACCUUUGUUUUUUGUGUCACUUUAUUUGCCAAGAAAACCAAAAGCUUAAAAACACUAUAUUAUUAGUUCGAAAUA
Messenger RNA from Sorghum bicolor (sorghum), 1291 nucleotides. RefSeq lists its product as uncharacterized. Gene Ontology annotation, cellular component: cytosolic small ribosomal subunit; ribosome. The record is from RefSeq and is a predicted model, not a curated record. The coding region runs from base 109 to 1035 and encodes 308 amino acids. Lineage: Eukaryota; Viridiplantae; Streptophyta; Magnoliopsida; Poales; Poaceae. The transcript has 5 exons. Gene Ontology annotation, molecular function: structural constituent of ribosome; small ribosomal subunit rRNA binding. Gene Ontology annotation, biological process: translation.